Molecule: messenger RNA, 504 nt
Organism: Puccinia triticina
Lineage: Eukaryota; Fungi; Basidiomycota; Pucciniomycetes; Pucciniales; Pucciniaceae
Exons: 1
Coding region: 1-504 (167 amino acids)
Source: RefSeq, a predicted model, not a curated record
AUGAGAGCCUGCGACUUGUUCAUCCGACUCCUCUCACUUUCGGCGCUGGUCAUCGGCGUCUGCUCAAUGGUCGACGCUGGUCAUGAAGAAGUUUUUGAGCACAUCUGGACGAGACGAAGUGGAAUAAAGUCACAGAAAUUCGGAAACAGCAUGAUCAAAACUGGUGUUUCCGUGAACUACCUCCCUGGGAUCCGUGAAGAAGGGGACUACGGCAUUCACGUCAACAAUCCUUUAGAAGUACCUGUGAAGGUCCGGGUCACAGUCAAUCCCAUGGACGACGAUGACGACCCUCUCCCCAUCACCGAGCACACCAUUCAGCCCAAUCCGAAUACUCCCUGGUCAGAAAGGCACGUGCGCACAUUGGUCAAGCUUCCACGAACAGUAGAGGUUCAAUAUUCAAUUACCGAUGCGGAUGCCGAGAAGCUCCUAGGACCCCUGAGCGAAAGACAAGAGUCUAUUGAAGAAUUCUCCCACUCUGAAGAAGCGUCACCCUCUCAUGAAUAG